Molecule: messenger RNA, 168 nt
Organism: Closterium sp. NIES-65
Lineage: Eukaryota; Viridiplantae; Streptophyta; Zygnematophyceae; Desmidiales; Closteriaceae
Source: the annotation of a GenBank genome assembly
AUGGCUGAUGUGAACGCAGACAGGGAGCAGCAGAACGGGAAGCGACGCGCAGGUCGAGAGUCUUUGAUUCAGCGGAAGCCGAUCGGUGGGCAAACGAGCGUGCGACACGUGGUCCCGUACUCGUGGCGCAUAGCAUCAUGUGUGCUCGUUCUUCUCCUCGCUACGCAA